AUGACCUUCGGUCCACCAAGCAGCCUGGGUUCGUAUGAAGACCGGUUCUCCAGCGGUCUCUCAUAUGAUGCACUUCAGCACUACUACUCUGACUCAGAGGCAGAUCCAUACGUGCGGCGACGAAGUGGCCUCUUCAAACCUGUAUCUGCUGCCACCUCACUUUUGCAAGACCCUCAUCUCAAAUGCGACAGAAAUCUUGGAUGGAACAUCGACUGGGCUGUUGCUUUCAUCGUCGACCAUCUAGAUAAGAAGACAGAUGCUGCUGAGUCUCUCCGAAGCAUACGUAUCAAGGCCGCCCAGCUCGAGAGAGAUGGCCUCAGCACAGAUACGCCCUACCGCAUCUUUAACAAGCUCGAUGAGGUUCUUUUCGCUGGCCAUCUCAAGAACGCCGUCUAUCUCGAGAGCGACAACCUCGGUUGUGAUGUCUCUGGCGCAACGUACACACAGAGCUGGGGUCGAGUGACUGAAGUUAAGCGCAUGUCCAUCAUCCUGAAUCAAGACGUAUUAGACUUUGUAACAGCCGGAGACAUCGUCGCGAUCCUAAUCCACCACAUGAUACACGCCUACUUUCUCGUCGCCUGUGGUCCGCAGAAAGAAGAUGAACUCGACUACGGCCGUCUCGCACAUGGCUUCCACUUCGGCAAGCUCAUGACCGCUAUCAAGGAACUCUCCGCCGCGCAUGGUAAAGAACACACGACUCUCGAGUUCGGCCACGAUAUCGGCGAGUAUCCAUACUUCUCUGAUGGAUACUACCGCCCGCGCCGACGCAAUCCGGACGAGCAAGAAGACAGAGACAAAUGGUACUGCACGCACUGCUACUCCAACGUCCCUCCCAUCCCCCGCUCCGACAUCGACAAAUACUACGACAAGUACAUCGCCCCCAUGCUUGCCCAAACAACCAAAUCCAUCCGCCUCGCCACCGUAUACAUCUACAACGACCACAAGUCCUACCUCGUCGAAACAAAACACCUCGACAACCUCCUCAGCAUCCAACGCGCCUUCCUCGUCACAUCCUCGCGCUUCCUCAAACUCGACGCUAAAGACUUGUCUGAAUCGACGUUCCACCGCUUCCUCGAGUUCAUACACACCGGCUGCUAUCGGCCGGAAAUCCCGUAUUCGUUGUCUUCGACACGUACCAGCGCGCCGAUUAUCAAACCAAGCACAUGUGCAGCGUCGCCUGUACUCGCUGACAUCGCACUCUUCAACUUCGCCAGCACCUUCGAUAUUGACGAGGUCGCAUCUUACGCGAUGAAGCGCCUGCACAGCUAUCCCGAAAUGACCGAGGAUCCCCUCGCCGCACUCCGCGAAAAAUACACCAACGGCGAACCGCCCAAGAAACUGAAAGCCUGGGUGCGCGCGUUCUUGCUCGAUGCGCCGGAGAAUGCGCCAGCGCAGUGUAAUUUGGUCAAGCUGGAGAGCGAGAUGUGGCCGUGGCGACGCGGGUUUUUGAAUUUGUUGGAGGGGUGUGGCGGGUUGGAGAAUGAGGUUCGGAAGAUUUUGGAGGAGGGGAGGGGAGGGGCUGGGGUGUGGGUGGACUUCUCCAGCGCGUUUGAACUCGAGCAGCUCAAGAAUAUUCAGCGGCUGAAAAUCAGGGAGCUUGAAAGAGAGCAGGAGAAGGUGAGGAGCAGGGGGAAGGAGAAUGAUAGGAAGCGCGAGCUUAAUGGGCAGUAUGCUGUUGCUGCGGCGAUUGAGGCGUUGUAUGGGAAGCGUGCGGGAGGAUAUGUUGAGAGUGGUGAUGAGAGGUAUUAG
Molecule: messenger RNA, 1749 nt
Organism: Parastagonospora nodorum SN15
Lineage: Eukaryota; Fungi; Ascomycota; Dothideomycetes; Pleosporales; Phaeosphaeriaceae
Exons: 3
Coding region: 1-1749 (582 amino acids)
Biological process (GO): DNA damage response
Cellular component (GO): nucleus
Molecular function (GO): polyubiquitin modification-dependent protein binding; metalloendopeptidase activity; single-stranded DNA binding
Source: RefSeq, a predicted model, not a curated record